AUGUUACUACUGACACACAGCAAUGUUUCGCUAUCCCCGACUCUGGGCAUCGGAUCACAGCACAGAUACGCUUUUUCCAACGGUCGCUCUCAGGUGUGCCUCAAACUUUUCAACUCCUUCUCUGCUUCAAAGGACGCUCCGCUUACAUCCUGCGAGGAGAGUAUACGUGAUGUCCAGUGCUCAAUCACUCAAGCCGAGCUUGAAGUCCCGCCUUCAAGCAGGAAGCGGCCUACAAAGAGGCCACGAGAAGAAGAUACCACACUCACUCUGGAUGGUAUUACCGCAACUCAUAGACAGAAGGGCAAUGUUCAACAAGGCGGCAUCAUUGAUACGGGUAACAAGCUGCAGGAUGAAACGACUGCAGCAAGUAUUGUAAAAAGGCUCAUCGAUGGGAUUAAGGCAGUCCAAAAGGAAGUUAAUGUUCAUGGCUACAAGAAGUCGUACGAUACAUCUCAGACUGUAUCCGAUGAACUUUUGACAGGGACCGACAGUAUUAACCAACUUGGAAUGAAUCUGUGGAAUCAUUCAGACAAGGUGGAACAAAUGGCGGUGGAUGUUGUCUAUCUGGACCGCCUGUUAUCCUCGUACUGCCGUCUAUUUUUGAUAACAAGGCAGGAGCCAGUUGACUACGACCCAGAUCCAAUGGUCAAUGGCUUGUACGAAUUUCGCCAUUCGCUAGCUCUAGUGCUCUAUAGUGCAGUCUGCAGAGAAGAGAUUCAAGAUCACAAUACGCAACAAGUUGAAAGCCGGCAGGGAGACUUUGGAACGAACUCAGCAGCAGAGGGGCAGAAGCCGAGCACUAGCCACGCGCGAUCCGAUGAUGCCACGGGAUAUGGCUUACCACAGGAUUUUAGACAGUGCGAAACAACCACCCUCUUCCAACCAAGAGACAAUCUGGCAUGCAACGGGAUUUUGCUGCAAGAGUUCACCCCUCCGAGUUCUCGCGAAGACACUGAUCAGAACAACGCCAUGGCGGAUGCCAUGGCUGUGGGCACCAGCAUAGACUCUAACCCCUAUUACCCUACCGACCUUGACGAAGUGUUAUGCAAUUCCAACAUGAUAGAUUAUGACACCGAUUUUCUUGGAUUUCAGUAA
Fusarium poae is the source of this 1095-nucleotide messenger RNA. RefSeq lists its product as uncharacterized. The record is from RefSeq and is a predicted model, not a curated record. The transcript is spliced from 5 exons. NCBI's taxonomy places the organism in Eukaryota, Fungi, Ascomycota, Sordariomycetes, Hypocreales, Nectriaceae. Bases 1 to 1095 code for a protein of 364 amino acids.